ACUGGCAGUUUCAGCUUUACUCAUCCCUGUAUCGCGAAUCCAACUGGGGGUGCCCUCUUCCCUGUAAAACCCUAGCUCAUAUAUGACGGGCGGAGGAGAUGACCGGGUUACCGUGAGGAGAUCGAAGAGGAGUACCGCAUUGGAGGCCACCGCGAAUGGGUCUCUGCAAGUCCUAGGGCUUCCGGCCACGAAGAAGCGGGUUGUAUUGGGCGAUAUCACCAACAAGUGCUCUGGUCAGAACUCUGAUCUCAGACGAUCCCAGAAGUCCGGAUCCACGCCCGAAUUGAAGAAGGUCGGCGGCGAGGAAACUCCCAAUUCUGGAUCUGUUUCUGAGAAUCGGAGCCCCGAGAACACUCACAAGUCUUCCUGCGCGCCUCUCAUUUAUCGCCAUCUUCACUCCAUGGAGGUUGAGAAGAAAAGAAGGCCUUUGGCAAAUUACAUUGAGAAGGUUCAAAAUGAUAUGUCUCCCAGUAUGCGGUUAAUUUUGGUUGAUUGGUUGGUGGAAGUAGCUGAAGAGUAUAGACUCGUCGCAGAUACACUCCAUCUCACAGUCUCGUAUAUUGACAGAUUCCUUUCGUUCCGUGCUCUGAACCGGUCAAAACUUCAGCUUCUGGGCAUUUCUUGUAUGCUCAUUGCAUCAAAAUAUGAAGAGAUCCAGCCACCACAUGUUGAAGACUUUGUGUAUAUCACAGACAAUACAUACACUAAAGUGGAGGUCAUUGACAUGGAGAGAGAUCUGCUGAAGUUUAUAGGCUUUGAAACUGGCAACCCCACAACAAAAACUUUUCUCAGGAUCUUCACCAAACCUUCUCAAGACAACAUAAAGUUUUCGACAAUGGAAUUUGAAUUCUUGUGUUGUUUUCUCGCGGAGCUCAGCUUAUUAGAUUAUCGCUGUGUCCAGUACUUGCCAUCCCAAAUUGCUGCAUCUGCUAUUUUUCUUGCAAGAUUUACAAUUCUACCAACACUUCAUCCCUGGAGCUCUGCACUGCAACAGUAUACUGGCUACAAACCAUCCGAAUUGAAGGAUUGUGUUCUGGCAUUACAUGAAAUGCAUUUGAAGAAAAGAGUGGGAUCCGCAGUAGGAGAAAAGUACCAUAUGCACAAGUACAAACAUGUGGCUACAAUGUGUCCACCACUGGAAAUUCCCUCAUCUUACUUUCGUGAUGCAUGAAGAAGAAAGAAAGGGGACACACAAGAUGUCAGUGGUGCCGUGUUUUGAAGAACUGCAUUAUAAACUGGGGAUUCUUAAGGCCCUGUUUGGAUGCAAACCUUGAAAGGGAAGACUUGCAAUGAAUUAGAGCUUGUAAGGUUUAGCUGAAAAAUUGAGUAUUUCAAUAAUUGAUUUUGUGCACAAUCAAUUAUUGUUGCAAUU
Molecule: messenger RNA, 1372 nt
Organism: Cuscuta campestris
Lineage: Eukaryota; Viridiplantae; Streptophyta; Magnoliopsida; Solanales; Convolvulaceae
Source: the annotation of a GenBank genome assembly